Molecule: messenger RNA, 1354 nt
Organism: Neltuma alba
Lineage: Eukaryota; Viridiplantae; Streptophyta; Magnoliopsida; Fabales; Fabaceae
Exons: 2
Coding region: 215-1153 (312 amino acids)
Source: RefSeq, a predicted model, not a curated record
GGUUCGUCACGGGCCUUCACCGUCAGCAAUGAUUCUUCGCAGAAUCUGUUGGCAAGUGUAGGAGGCUUACCAGCAACGACCGAAAAAGGAGGGAGCUCGCAGUCUGGGGUAUUGCACACACCCAGGAUGAUCUCUGCCUCCGACGCCUUCUCGCAGACGAUGAUCACAUUGUUUGAAUGGAAAAAACUAUCUUCAAUGGUCCAGAAACAUCCUAAUGUUCAUACGAGGACGCAACAAGGAGCAUUAUCUAACAUGGGACCCAAAGCCACCAAAACCUGAGGACUCGAGGUAUGCUACGUGGUGUGCAGAAGAUAAUAUGGUCAUGACCUGGUUGAUCCACUCUAUGAAUACCGAGAUCAGUGAGAACUAUCUCCUGGCCAACUUUGCUCGGGAAAUAUGGGAGUUAGCCAAACGUACCUUUUCUGCCAAAGACAAUACCGCAGCACUCCUCCAGGUGAAACGGAUGCUACGGUCUCUUACGCAGGGGGAGAAAAUGGUGACCCAAUACUUCAGUGCGCUAAUAAAGCUGUGGCAACAGCUUGACCUAUAUGAGAUCUAUCAUUGGGUCUGCCAAUCUGACGGGCUGAAUUUCAGGAAAAUAGUGGAGAAAGAACGGUGCUUUGAUUUCCUUCUUGGCCUUAAUGUCACAUUUGAAGAUGUCAGGGGCUGUAUAAUGGGCAUGCAACCACUCCCUUCUCUUGAAGAUGUCUUCAACAUGGUCAGGUAUGAGGAAAGCCGUAAGGAGCUUAUUUAUAUUACCUUCGGUUCUAAUGCUACUCCUUUCCUUCCUUCCUUUUCUCCCACACUAGCGAAUGAAGGAUCUGUUAUGAUUACCCGAGGUAACCAAGACGGAGAUCCAAAAGGGAAGAAGUCAAACUUGAGAUGUAAUCAUUGUAACAAGAAUGGGCACACUAGAGAUACUUGCUGGAAAAUGCACAGGAAACCAGCACACUUGAAGCAACGAACCAUAGGGGAUGGUAAAGGACUGCUCACAACAAAUUCAGAUAGUGGGUCUCAAACUAUGGAUGAACUUACGGUGCUUAGACAGAUUCUGGACAAAUAUUCUGGUGAGAAAAACAGUGAAAAACCUACUCCUUCUGUGACCUUAGCCCAUUCAGGACCUAACUUUGGGGAGGAUGAUUGGCAAAGCUAAGGAACAUAAUGGGCUAUACUAUCUUGAAGGAACCACUACAAUCAAGAGAUUUGUGGCUGCACCUAUUUUUAAGUCUCCUAGUUUAUCUUCUAUGUCAUAAGAAGAUUUUAUGCUAUGGCACUUUAGACUUGGACAUCUUAGUUUUGAUUACAUGAAGCAUUUGUUUCCAAAAUCUAUGAAUAAAAUAAAUUCUCAGUUUUA